Manis pentadactyla (Chinese pangolin) is the source of this 5181-nucleotide messenger RNA. RefSeq names its product bromodomain adjacent to zinc finger domain protein 2B-like. Bases 654 to 4367 code for a protein of 1237 amino acids. The transcript is spliced from 23 exons. NCBI's taxonomy places the organism in Eukaryota, Metazoa, Chordata, Mammalia, Pholidota, Manidae. The record is from RefSeq and is a predicted model, not a curated record.
CCCAAAGUUUCACACUUGCUGCUUUUCAAGAAGUCUCGGAACGUAAGCAAAGAAAAGCCUACCGAUCCGGCGUCCUCUGGUCAAAGCCACGCCAGAGGGGCCGCGUAGCGGCCGAACCCGCGCGCCGGAAACCCCUGGAGGGGCGGGCCUCUGGCGAGCGCGCGCUUCCCGCCGGAGUGCGCAGGGCGCAGCAUCAGCCUCCCCCUCGGCACAGGGAGGCGCGUGCGCGCUCAGUGCGUGCGUGCGCCCGGCUAAAGGGGUGGGCGGGCCUGAGGAGAGCCUCGCAGGCUGGCCCCGCCCGCGCUGCCUGGGAGCCGGCACCCAGCGGCCGGUGGUUUAUUUGCCUCUGGGCGGUACCUCCGUGCCGUGCCUUACUGCGCAGCCCCGGCGUCUGCUCUCUCUCUCGGCCUCGUCAGCGCCUCAGUCGUGUUGUUGUGGCCGCCAUUGCAGUCAUGGAGGUUUUUCCGACAGCUGCGCCAUCCGCCUGGCAACAGCUCUGAUGCUUUAAUGAAAAUCUGGAAAAUAGGACAAAGCAAGAGAAAACAAAAGGAAAACCUCCUGAAGUUCCAUUAUCCAAACUGAAUCAACAUUAACAGAUUGGCUUAUUUUGGCUUAUUUCCAUAUGAAAUAUUACAUUUUCCUGUACUCAGGGAAUGCAGUGGUGUCCUUUGAAAGAAGAGGAUGCCAUUCCCCGUGUGAGGGCAAUGGAAGCUCAUGGGGGACGACCACCGGAUCCAGAGGGAGAGCAACCAGGAGAGGAUACCAGCGUGAGACAGCGGAGCGGUCGGCCUCCUGAUGUUGGCGGUGCUGAAUGUGUAGAUAACACAGAUGGCAAAUUGCUAAGACAACUGCAAGCUCAAGAAAAAGCCCAACAAGCAGCACAAAUAAAGCUUUUGAGAAAACUCCAAAAGCAGGAACAGGCUCACAUUGCCAAAGAAGCUAAAAAACAACAAGCAAUAAUGGCUGCUGAGGAGAAGCGACAGCAAAAAGAGCAGAUAAAGAUUAUGAAACAACAGGAAAGAAUUAAGAGAAUACAACAAAUCAGAAUGGAAAAAGAACUUCGAGCCCAGCAAAUUCUAGAGGAAAGAAUUAAGAGAAUACAACGAAUCAGAAUGGAAAAGGAACUUCGAGCCCAGCAAUCUGUAAUUGUCUACAUACAUGUUACUUACUGUAUUGUACCUUGCGAGGCAUGGAGCCCCAUUUUCAAGUGUAAGGUCAUAUUCAGGUUGUGGUGGUGCUGUUGCAUGACUUUGAGACCUAUUUUAUAUGCACAGGCUAAGAGGAUAAAGAAGGAAGAAGCUGCAAAAGCCAAAUUUUUGGAGGCUGAGAAACGAAAACAGGAAAAAGAACGGUCGAAGCAAGAAAAACGUGAUGAGAAACGAUUAAAGAAAGAGCUUAAACUAGAGCAACGAAGAUUAGAAUUAGAAAUUGCAAAAGAACUAAAGAAGCCUAAUGAAGACAUGUGCUUAGCAGACCAAAAGCCUUUGCCAGAGUUGCCUCGUAUUCCAGGACUUGUCCUCUCUGGAAGUACAUUUUCAAACUGUCUCAUUGUGGUGCAGUUCUUACGAGUCUUCGGUAAAGCUUUAGGCUUUAAUGGGAAUACUGAUGUUCCAGACCUGAGUAUUCUUCAAGAGGGAUUGCUGAAUCUAGGGGACAGCAUGGCUGAGGUACAAGACCUGCUUGUGAGGCUCCUGUCAGCUGCUGUGUGUGAUCCAGGUCUAAUUACAGGAUACAAGGCCGAAACAGCUCUUGGAGAACAUUUGCUGAAUGUUGGUAUGAAUCGAGACAAUGUUUCCGAGAUCUUGCAGAUCUUUAUGGAGGCCCGUUGUGGACAGACUGAGCUCACUGAAAGCCUGAGGACCAAGGCUUUUCAGGCCCACACUCCGGCCCAGAAAGCCUCGGCGCUGGCCUUCCUGAUCAGUGAGCUGGCGUGCAGCAGGAGGGUGGUGAGUGAAAUUGACAGGAACACUGAUUAUAUGUCAAACUUGAGGAGAGAUAAAUGGAUGGUAGAAGGUAAACUCCGCAAGCUCCGAAUCAUUUAUGCUAAGAAAGCAGGCAAGAGAGACACUUCAGGUGGCAUCGAUCUUGGAGAAGAGCAGCACGCGUCGGCCACCCCCACAGCAGGAUGCAAGCGAAGAAGGAAGGGCGGCGACAGUGACGCUGAUGGCAACGAGGAGGAGGAGGAGGAGGAAGACAAGGAAGACAGAAAAGGAAAGAAAACCGAUGUCUGUGAAGAUGAGGAUGAAGGUGACCAAGCAGCAAGUGUUGAAGAGCUAGAAAGACAGAUUGAAAAGCUGAGUAAACAACAGAGUCAGUACAGAAGGGAGCUCUUCGAUGCGUCUCACUCUUUACGUUCAGUGAUGUUUGGCCAGGAUCGUUACAGACGUCGGUAUUGGAUUUUUCCCCAGUGUGGGGGGAUUUUUGUAGAAGGCAUGGAGAGCGCUGCAGGGCUGAAAGAAAUGGCAAAAGAAAGAAAAAAACGAAAAAAAGCAGAAAGCAUCCAGACCAAAGAAAUAUUUGAUACUUCUGACGACACUUUAAAUUGUUCAAAUCCGGAUCAUUGUGAGCAAAAGGAAGAUCCUAACGAAAAAGAUAACAGAAAUCUAAUUCUUCAGAAUCCUGGCUCUUUUUCCAAACUAAGCAAGCUUUUAGAAGUAGCUAAGGUGCCUCCUGAGUCAGAUGUAACGACCCCCAAACCAAAGAGCGGUGCAGAUGGGUGCGCACUGCCUCACCAGAACCGUGGGAGACACUCACCGGGCAGCAUGCAGCCAACGGUGACACAGAACGGCGUGGAAGAGACAGACUCGAAUCUGGUCAGUACCGGUUCAGGUGGUGCAGGCAAGGUCUACAGUCCUCUCCCCAGGGACCAGUUGUUACUGCCAAGAACACCUUGGGAGGACACUUCCCUUACCCAAGCCGAUGCGCCAGCUGCUUCUUCACCAACUCCUCGGGCCCAGCCGCCCUCUAAGUCACCUGCAGCUCUUGAAGUAGCCAAACCAGUAGAUUAUCCUAGUCCAAAGCCUAUUCCAGAAGAAAUGCAGUUUGGCUGGUGGAGCAUUACUGACCCAGAGGAUUUAAAAGCUUUGCUCAAAGUGCUACAUCCCAGAGGCAUAAGAGAAAAGGCAUUACAAAAACAAAUUCAGAAACACCUGGAUUACAUCACUCAAGCCUGCAUCGAGAAUAAGGAUGGUGGGCACCUAAAAGAGAUUUAUUUCUGCUCUCUUGCUUAUUUAAGAGUACUUACUGCUCCUUUUGCAAGAGUCAGCUGCCUUGCUUAUUCACAAGUGAAUUUGUGUGUGUUAAAUGUACUUGUACGUGGUGCCCCUGGAAUUUCAUUCACAUUCUGGAAGAAAUCAUUGAGAGAUAAAGUGGAUUUUAAAAUAAAUUUCCUUUCAAAUAUAGUUACCAUUAUUGAAUUAAAUGAAAAUGAAGAAAACCCGGUAACUCGAGAUAUUGUGGAGAACUGGUCAGUAGAAGAACAAGCAAUGGAAGUGGAUUUGAGGAUUCUUCAACAGGUAGAAGAUCUGGAAAGGAGAGUCGCAUCAGCAAGUUUGCAAGUAAAGGGUUGGAUGUGUCCAGAACCGGCAUCAGAAAGGGAGGACUUGGUCUAUUUUGAACAUAAGUCAUUUUCUAACUUGUGCAAGGAGCACGAUGGAGAAUUUACUGACGAAGAAGAAAGCAGUGCGCAUGCACUAGAGCGGAAGAGCGACAACCCCCUAGAUAUAGCUGUAAGCAGGCUGUCUGAGUUGGAGCGAAACAUUGAAAGGAGGUAUCUGAAGAGCCCCUUAAGUACCACCGUUCAGAUCAAACUGGAUAAUGUGGGCACAGUUACUGGCCCUGCUCCUGCACCAUCCACUAGUGGUGAUGAUGACGGAAUUGAAGAGGAUAUUGUUCCCGGUCUCAGGGUGUGGCGAUGGGCAUUAUCAGAAGCUCGCAGUGCUGCCCAGGUGGCUCUGUGCAUUCAGCAGUUACAGAAAUCCAUAGCAUGGGAAAAAUCCAUUAUGAAAGCUGCAAGUUCACUGAAAAGGGGCCGCAAAAACAGAAAAAGGAAAAUAGAGGAAAACACCUGCGGUACUGGAGUAAAACAAGAACGCUGUACUCGUGGAAAGAAACUGAAACAGGACAACUCUGACCCGACUCUUGGCAGCCUUACUAAAAUGCAAACUCGUCUCAAUAAAGACAUGAAAAAAAGAAAAAUAGAAGAAAACACCUUCACUAACUUACCAAACCAGGAAAGCUUUAAUUCUGUAAAGAAAAGGAAGCAAGACCACUCUGACCUGACUCUUUCCAGGUAUAAUUUUUGUUCCCCUGUCCUAUAUAUUCAUAACAUCCCAUUGUAUUUGUUUAGAAACCUUCCACCAUACUAAAAGUGACUUUAUGACCGUUUGUGUAAAUAGGAAUUUUCCUAUGUAAAGUCCACUCUGUACUAUAAGUGAAUUCUUUCAUGUGUUUUUAUGAAUUAAUUUGCAUUGUCUUUACUUGGAAGAGAAUGAAAGCUCAUCUUUUCCUAAAGGUAGAUAACUAAAGCAUGGAUAGUGAUUUCAAACAUUACUUUCUCUUGUACCCUUACUGAAAUGGACAGUCAUGAAGAUGCACGGCCUUUUGUAGAACUGCCGGAGUGCAGCACACGGAGUCGUCUGCGUUUCCGCCUCAGGGAUGGAAGACACGUUUUUAUUAAAAGUGCGUAAGCAGCUUUAUAAUAACAUGUCUGGUAUCUGGGGGUCUCAUCAACAAGAAAUAAAGUGGUUAAACACACACACAGAGCAGUCUUUCAAGAAUGAUCAUUUUCUUUUAAACAAAUACAAUAUCCCUGAAAAAAGGAAAGCGUGGUGUGCAUAUUGGCUACUUUGGGCUGGUGUUUUCAUCACUGGUGGUACAUACUCAGCAGGAGCAGCUGGGCAGGAAGUAGUGGGCAUGGUAUGAAAAUGGCAGUUGGUCCAGUACUAAUUGUCACUGUACGUGUGGGUAUCAUUUGUUCUGUGACUGACUUGCACUCGAGGUGCCCUAGGGUGAGUGUAUCCUCAAGCCCCUGGCACGGUUCUCCUCAAAUAACCAAAGUCCUCCUAAGCCUCUGCUGCCACCCAACUACAGGUAUCCACAGCAUACUUUCAUUCGGAUGCACGAGGCCUUCGCCGUAACCGUCAUCAUUUCUGUCCUGGUUGCUCUGUAGAUUAUAGAUCC